GGGAAAUGCCACUUGCGACAUCGGAACCGACUUGAUCAAUUUCAAUUAGCCAUGUCUACCACCUUGGGUUUUUAUUCUUAUCUUAUCCGUUAAGAUGACGACAGACCAAGAGAGAUAAGCAGCACGUUAACCAUUCUUAAUUUCUCUUACUUUUUCUCGCGACAUCAGCAAGCUCUCUCAAGAUCAAUGGGACACUGAAAUCACUACUUUUUGCUUUGUUCUUUCCUCCUGGCCCGGAGCUCGAAGAGUUCAUCCCACCCCACCUGUCAAAGCUGAGCUUCUGGGGAGCUCCUGGCAGCUUGGACUUCGGAUAUUUUAGGGCGCGGGAGCAACCGAGCGCACAGGCCAGUUGCUGUUUCUCGGGCCGCCCAAUCGGGUACUGAGUGCCAAGAUCGAUGGAUUGCCAGCGCUUCAGCUGAGACGCGGCGGAUCGGGCAAACACCGACACUGGGAAAGGAUGAAUCCAUCACCAGCGAUCCGCUGACCACCCCGAUGACGCGCCUAUUGCGAGGACUCAGAUAACAUAUUUACCCCGAAUUAGGUAACGGGCGAACUCCAGCCUUCUAAAGCGGCGAGCGCACGAUGGCCCACGACGAGAGCGCCCAAGGACUCCUCAAGGAGUCCUCCACCAGACGGUCUCGCUCCAGCGAUCGCGGUGAUAACGCUGCUUUUGACUCCGACUCGGAUCUCGACGCUACCGAUUACAUUGACCGCGAAGCUGCCCGCCCAACGAGACGAUCGCCGACCGCUUCCUUCGAGCCAAACACAAAAGGCAAAAAAAGAUCGUGCUCGUGCCUUUUCACAACGCUGGGGAGGAGAAGCAAGUGCUGUAUCGGCGUGUUGGCAGGGAUGGGCAUUCUUUGGGUGCUUCUGACAGCAACCGGGGUCUUUGUCUACAGAAAGGCCCAAGAAGAGCCACCGUACGGACAGUCGCCGCCCUGGUAUCCCACACCGAAAGGAGGCAUUGCUGCUUCCUGGGCUGAUAGCUAUGCCAAGGCUUCCAAGAUGGUGUCGAAAAUGACAUUGGCGGAAAAGGUGAAUGUCACCACCGGCACGGGGUGGGAGAUGGGCUUGGCUGUCGGCACGAAUGCCCCGGCCAUUCAUGUGGGCUUCCCGCAGUUGCAACUGCAGGAUGGACCCCUGGGCAUCAGAUUUGCAGACAACAUCACCGCCUUUCCUGCUGGCAUCACGGUCGGCGCGACGUGGAACAGGCAACUGAUGUACGCGAGGGGCAAGGCUCAUGCCAUUGAGGCGCGGCAAAAGGGGAUCAAUGUCUUGCUUGGGCCUUGCGUGGGACCGCUAGGCAGGAUGCCAGCAGGUGGUCGCAACUGGGAGGGCUUUGGUGCAGACCCCUACCUCCAGGGCAUUGCUGGCGCCGAGACGGUGAAGGGAAUCCAGAGCGAGGGCGUCAUGGCGACGAUCAAGCAUUUUGUGGCCAACGAGCAGGAGCACUUCCGCCAGCCGUGGGAGUGGGGACUUCCUCAUGCCAUCAGCUCCAACAUCGACGACCGCACCUUGCAUGAGCUGUACGCCUGGCCAUUUGGCGAUGCUGUCAAGGCUGGUGUGGCCUCCGUCAUGUGCAGUUACAAUCAGGUCAACAACUCGUAUGCAUGCGGCAACAGCAAGCUCCUGAACGGCAUCUUGAAGGACGAGUUGGGCUUCCAAGGCUUCGUGAUGAGUGACUGGCUGGCCCAGCACUCUGGUGUCGGCACGGCGCUUGCUGGCUUGGAUAUGACAAUGCCCGGUGACGGGUUGGGCUGGGCUGACGGUAAAUCGCUUUGGGGUCCAGAGCUGUCCAGAGCUGUUUUGAACGGAAGUGUGCCCCUGGAGCGGCUGAACGACAUGGUGACCCGUAUCGUGGCCGCCUGGUACCAGCUCGGACAGGAUGACGAGAAGAAGUUUCCCAGGAAGCAGCCCAAUUUCUCGUCCUGGACAGAUGAAGAGAAGGGCGUGAUGUCUCCAGGCAGCCCAACCGAGCAAGAGCAAGUGGUUGUCAACCAGUUUGUCAAUGUGCAGGCAAAUCAUUCGGUCAUUGCGAGGGAGGUCGCGGCUGAAGGCACGGUCUUGCUCAAGAAUGAGGAUUUGCUGCCCAUCAGUCGUCAGGGGCUGAGUGACGAAAGGCUCAGGGCUAGAAGGGAUGCUGUCGAGCGUGCCACCGGGAAGCGCAGCGAAGGAAAGUUCAAGGUAGGCAUCUUUGGCGAGGAUGCAGGGCCGGGCAACGGCCCAAAUGCAUGCAAGGACCGCGGUUGUAACCAAGGCACGCUUGGUUCGGGCUGGGGUUCCGGUGCUGUCGAGUUCCCCUACCUUGUGUCACCUGUAGAGGCGCUGCGGAAGCAGUUUGACAAGUCCAAAGUCGAGCUCUCCGAAUUUCUGGACAACAAGGCGUCUUUCGGCAAGGGUGACGGCAGUCUGAAUGAUCUGGAACUGUGCAUCGUCUUUGCCAAUGCCGAUGCCGGGGAGGGUUUCACCAAAUGGGCGGAUGUCAGCGGCGAUCGUCCCGACCUGCGGCUUCAAAACAACGGCGACGACCUAAUCGUCAAGGUUGCCUCCAGCUGUGGCGGUGGCACUGGCGAUGUCGUUGUUGUCAUCCACGCCGUCGGACCUGUGCUUGUGGAAGAUUGGAUCGACACCCCGAACGUCAAGGCUCUGUUGUUUGCCAAUCUCCCCGGCCAAGAGUCUGGGAAUGCUCUGGCAGAGAUACUCUUCGGCGACACCAACCCAUCUGGCCACCUGCCCUUCACCAUCGGACGGACUCUGGAAGACUACGGCGCCGGUGGCAAGGUGCUCUAUCUUCCCAACGGAGUGGUGCCUCAGCAGGACUUCAAAGAAGGACUGUACAUUGACUAUCGUCACUUUGACAAGUACAACAUUGAGCCCAGGUUUGAGUUUGGCUUUGGGCUCAGUUACACAACCUUCAAGUUUGACAAUAUUGUGGUCAUCCCCCAGAGGAGGAAGACGCAGUAUCCCCUGCGCAGACCGAACCCUGCUGCUGAGCCUCCCAGCUACUCAACCGACAUCCCCAGCAAGGAAGAGGCAAUCUUUCCGCCCGAGAUUCGCAGGCUGGAAAAGUACGUCUAUCCGUAUCUGGACAGCACAGAUGAUAUCGAAGUGGGCCAGUACCCUUACCCUGACGGGUAUGAUCAGCAGCCACCCCUGAGCGAGGCUGGCGGUGACGAGGGUGGGAAUCCCGACCUGUGGUCAAACUAUGUUGUUGUGAAUGUCGACGUGAUCAAUGACGGGCCGGUUGCGGGAGCGGCGGUGCCGCAGCUGUAUCUGCAAUACCCAGAAACCGAAUCGGAAACCGACUUUCCCGUUCGCGUGCUGAGAGGCUUUGACAAGGUCCACCUCAAGCCUGGGGAGAAGAAGACGGUCAAGUUCAACCUUACGAGGCGAGACCUGAGUUAUUGGGAUGUCGUGGCUCAGAAUUGGGUCAUGGUGACGGAGGGGCCGUACGAGUUUUCGGUCGGGUUGAGUUCACGAGAUCUCUCCAUCAGCGGGACUUGGUAA
Podospora pseudocomata is the source of this 3507-nucleotide messenger RNA. RefSeq lists its product as uncharacterized. Gene Ontology annotation, biological process: glucan catabolic process. Bases 583 to 3507 code for a protein of 974 amino acids. NCBI's taxonomy places the organism in Eukaryota, Fungi, Ascomycota, Sordariomycetes, Sordariales, Podosporaceae. The transcript has 2 exons. The record is from RefSeq and is a predicted model, not a curated record. Gene Ontology annotation, molecular function: beta-glucosidase activity.